This is a messenger RNA of Sus scrofa (pig), 1153 nucleotides long. The record is from RefSeq and is a predicted model, not a curated record. Lineage: Eukaryota; Metazoa; Chordata; Mammalia; Artiodactyla; Suidae.
AUGCCCACAUUCUCGCCCACUCACACCCCCCUGAACUGUAUUCACCCGACACACAUUAAGCGCCACUGUCACUCCACCCCCUCCUGCCCGCCAUUCCCAGAAGAAGAAAGGGGGUCAGCUCUGGGAGGACAGCUGGUGGACACAGUACGUGUCAGCGAAUGUGGCAUGCAUGCUCUGCUGAGGUCUGGACAACCAUACACAGCCCUGGCACUAGCGUAUAUGGGUCAACAGCUCUUCCUGCCGAGGAGGCAACGAGACAAGUCAAACGAGAGCACGAAAAAGCAGCAAAGAGCGAGCCGGGGUCAGCAGGCGAGAGGAACAGUCACCUGGCCCGGACAGGGCCCAGCGACCCAGGCCCUUUAUUCCCGUCCCUCCGGGCCGUGCGCGGCCCCCACCCCGGCCCGGGGCUCCCACGCCGCCCCCCUCGGCCCGCCCCACGCCCGUGCCCAGGACUGGGGGUCACAACAGCGGGCAGACGCCGCGCGCGGGCAAGUUGGAGACUUACCUCCCCCGGAUGCGCUAGACCAUCAAUGGAGGAGAGAAAACGAGGCAGAGACAAUGUGGAAGACGAGCGAGCGGAGAGGAGUGGGGAGGCGGAGGCUGGGGCGAGACCCGAGCGGGGCGAGCGUCUCGGGCGAGCGGGAGGAAGAGGAGGCUGGGAGCGCGGGGGAAGGCUCGCGAGCGUCUGUGGGAGCAGCGGCGCCUCGGCGAUGGUGGCCGAGCCGCGGCGGGGCUGCUGCACCGACCCACCGCCCACUCCGCGCUCGGGCCCAGCCCACCUCGCAGUAUCGCGCCGCCCUAUUGGCGCGUCCCGGAGUGACGCGAGCGGAGGCAGGGCCAAUGGGAGGCGGAGGGCGGGUGGAAGGGCGGGACUUCUUUUCGCUCGCGCUCAGUCUUCUGUCUUUUUUUUUUUUUUUUCCCCCCUCUUUCUAAUAAAAUGAGCAGAGGAGAAGGAGGGGAGCGGCCGAGCUCUGGAGACGCCGCGGCCAGGCUCAAGCGCGCGCCCCAGGCGGCGGCGGCUGGGCGGUGGGUAGGGCUCCCCGCUGGCCACGUCUUUGUGCGGGGCCCGGGCCGCGGCACUCAGCGGGCAGGUCCCAGGGGCCGGAUUGGCCGGAGUCCAGUUGUCCUGUUAUUACCAGGGUCAUGAUUUGCC